Malaclemys terrapin pileata is the source of this 4778-nucleotide messenger RNA. RefSeq names its product Src homology 2 domain containing E (gene SHE). Gene Ontology annotation, molecular function: phosphotyrosine residue binding. The transcript is spliced from 6 exons. Lineage: Eukaryota; Metazoa; Chordata; Testudines; Emydidae. Bases 442 to 1818 code for a protein of 458 amino acids. The record is from RefSeq and is a predicted model, not a curated record.
CUCGGGGCGCCCAGCAGCGCUUCGUGAGGCCCCCGGGGCGGGGCGACGGACCUGGAGCGACCCCAUCUGCCCCCCCGGCGAAGGAGGCUCCCCACCCCCCUUCUCCUGCAGGUGACAUUGUCUCCCCCUCCCGCUGCACCCCCAUGGGUUAAGGACCAGCCCCCCCCCCCCCCGAGUGACUCCCGCUCCCCACCUCUGCGAUGGGGGCCCCCUUCCCCUGACUCUCCCCCCCACGCCGGGACUGUGAUUUACCGGGGGCGGGGGGGAAGCAGGACCCCCCCUUCUCCCCACCCGCAUCCCCUGCUGGCACGGAGCUCCCCCGCGGGUGGGGCACGCGCCCUCCCCCCAGCCACCAGGCUCCAGAGCCCCCCCUCCCCACCAAAGGUCACAGCCCCCUCCCUGGCAUCUCCCAGCCAUAGCCCGGCAGCCCCCCCCCGCCCCAUGGCGGCCAAGUGGUUCAGGGAGUUCCCCUCCAGUCUGAAGACGGCUUCGGAGCGGGCCAGGCCGGGCAGCGGGAGCUUGGGCAAGCUGUGCAGCGCCUCCCGGAAGCCCCUGGGCCCCGCCGAGCCGGGCCCCGGCCCAGUGCAGGGCAAAAACCGCAAGAACUCGGCGGCCGAGCUGGGGGGCUGCCGGGCGGCUCCGGGGCCCGGCAAGGAUGGCGGCAGCAGGCUGUCCCGGGACAACCUGCAGGGGCUGAUCCAGGCGGCCACGGGCAAGAUGCGCAAGAACUCACGGGCGGAAGGCAGCCCCCAGGAGGGCGCCCCCAAGGGCCCCGGCUGCAGCACCUACAUGAACCGGCUCAUCAAGGUGGACGCCCAUGAGAAGAAUGGGAAAAGCUACCCCAGCGGUAGCCCAGCGCCCAGCCCGGCGCCGGAGGAGGACAAGGGCAAGACCCCUAAACAGGAGACGGUCAUCAUUCUGGAGGACUACGCCGACCCAUACGACGCCAAGCACACCAAGGGCCAGCGGGAGGCGGAGCGGCUGGGGGAGAAUGACGGAUACAUGGAGCCCUACGACGCGCAGCAGAUGAUAACGGAAAUCCGCAGGCGGGGCUCCAAGGACCCGCUGGUCAAAGCCAUCCUGCUGCUGGACGGGCCCGGGGAGCCGGGGGAGGGCGGUCCCCGGCCGGACGCGGCACCCAAGCGGCAGGGCUCCAAGGAGCAGCUAGGGAAGGCCCCGCCGCAGCUCUAUGACACCCCCUAUGAGCCCGGGGAGGCACCGGCCAGCACCCUGCAGGACAGGAGGGCGCGGGUGGUGGACAGCCGGCUCCCGGAGAACGACGAGCGCCCUGCCGCGGAGUACGAGCAGCCCUGGGAGUGGAAGAAGGAGCAGAUAGUGAAGGCUCUGUCAGUCCAGUUUGAGGGAGCAGAGCGGGCGGGCGCCCCCAAGGAUGAGGCGCUGCGGCAGCACCAUCGCCAGAAGAGCUGGACUCCCAAGACCCUGAAGCCGACGCUCCCAGACCACGGCGAGGGCGAGCGAGUGGACCCAGCCCUGGCGCUGGAGAAGCAGCCCUGGUACCAUGGAGCCAUCACCCGGGCCGAGGCCGAGAGCCGGUUGCAGCCCUGCAAAGAGGCCGGUUACCUGGUGCGGACCAGCGAGACGGGGAAUGGCAAAUACUCCAUCGCGCUCAAGACCAGUCAGGGAUGCGUCCACAUCAUCGUGGCCCAGACCAAGGACAACAAGUACACACUGAGCCAGACCAGCGGGGUCUUCGGCAGCGUCCCCGAAGUGGUGCAUCACUACUCCACGGAGAAGCUGCCCUUCAAAGGGGCGGAGCACAUGACCCUGCUGCACCCCGUGCACAGCAAGCUGCAUUAGCGCGGCCAUGCCCAGCCAGCUGCCUGGGGCUUCGCCACGGACUUCGGGGCAGCCAGGGGGCCGGGCGGGCUUGUGCGUGGAGCCAGGUGCAUCGCGGGAGCGGCAAGCGCUCCGGGGCCCAUCCUGGGCAGAGUCAAAGACCCCGCUCCCCAGCACAUCUGAUCUCGUUCCAGCCAGGGCCCGGUCACUGUCUGCAGGACGGCGCCCCCGUUGGCUAGCCGGGGCUGCAGUCUGGGAACGCUCUGCCCCACGGAGAGCCCCCUGGGCCCUGCACAGAGCCGGAGCUGCCAGGCUUUGGUGCCAGUAUAAAGGGAUGUUGGGAUUGCCGGAGCGGAUCGUCCCGCAGGCCGGCUGGCCCACUAGCCUGUCUCCCAAUGCCCUGCUCCGGGGGGGUGACCCCGCGCUGCCUGGGACUGUCAGUCAGCGUGACCCUGGGCAGCAAUGGGCACGGGGCCGAGCAGCUGCUCCUGGUCCCAAUCCCCUUCAAGGCCUGGCACAGGCCAGAGCUCCUCCCCCGCUGGCUCCUGGCCACUGUCUGGGAGGGUGACGUCCCCUUUGGCUUCCUGGGGUCUCUGAUGGUUGUGGGCAGCUGGGGCCCGGCUCCACUGGCACGUUGGGCAGCCGUUCUGCUUCCCUGACUCUCCCGCACCCCGGGAGGCCCCUUUGCCCCCCUGCUUUCUGUCCAGCGCAAGAUGUUUGACUCGACCGCACGGUAUCUCCCUGCUGGGAGCAUCCUUGUGACCCUCCGCUGCAAGGUCAUUCCCCCUCCAGGCCUUCUCUCCCUUCCAGUCUUCCCCACCCCUGGCGUAGCCCAAAGCCAGGGCCAAACGCCUGCAGCCGGCGCUGUCCAAUACUGAGUCUGCAGCCGACUGCCCCGUGGGUUACGUGAUCUCCCCAGCGAAUUCUCAGCUUCCCCAGGUGGGCAGUAGGCUUGGCAGGCUGGUUGGACCACCUCAGCAUAGGGGCAGGAUGCGUGUGACAAAUGGGAAAGGGAUCCGCUGCUGUUCCCAAUUGCCACCUUGGCUUCCUCUUCGCCCGGCCUGAAACGCUGCUGUUCUGGCCCAGGCCUGUGGGGUGAGUGACGGCCCUCGUGGCGGGGACCCAGGCCGUGAAAGCCAGCGAGCCAGGAGCUGGCUGGAUAGGAGCCGGCGGUAGGAGUGGAGGGCAGCCUCUGUGUUCGGGUAGUGCAAGACACACACCCUGGCAAGUGGUAAUGGCCAGGGCCCCCCCGGCAGGCGGUAAUGGUCCCCCCCCGGCAGGUCUUGCACUAGGUUGCGGGAAGGGCAUUUUUCUGACAUGCUUUCACGUCCCAAUAGGGUCAUUAGAUGGGCCGAGUCCUGGCUUCGAAUGACGUCACUCCCAUUCAGCCUGGGGCUCUUCACAUGCCCUCUGCGGGGAAGUCCCCUACGGUUUUCCUCGGGGAGCAGCAUUUGACAGAGGGGUCGUUCCGGGGUGCCCCUUGGGCCCGUUCCCAGGGGCCUGCCUGCCCGUACUGCUGGCAGUGCCUGAACGAGGACUUGCCCGAUGGAAGGGGGCACACGGCGUUACGUACUCUGUAAGCCUGGCCGGUUGCCUCUCCAGACUCUUAAGUACCUGCCUGCUCCGGUGGGGCCUGAGUGAGGGGCAGCAGGACUGGCACUCUGGCUUUCUCCCUGUAACGGGGCCUGGUCCCGGAGCCACAAGCCCCAAGUCGGUUCAGGCGCUGCCCCCGGGAACAGGAGUAAACCCCUGGGAGCUGGCACUGCCGCCGUCCGGCACUGGGCUUCGUUCUGCCAGGCCUUGCUUCAGCAAAGCCCCCCGGCUGGUCGGGGCUCAGGUUAGCACCUGCUUUGCUGACUUGGUGCCUGGCAGGGGAUGCAAACUGCCAGCAGAGCCCCCAAUCCCCCGGCGGCCGCCCCCUCCCCACUGCUCUGCCCCCUACACAGAGCCAGGGGCUCCCCCGUCAUCCCUGCCCCCUGGGGUGGGCAGAGUCCAGAAAGGGGCCAAUUAGUGCUCGGGUCAACACUGCCACCGUGUGGCGAGGACUCUGCAGUACAGGGUGGGACCAGGCAAGGAAGGAAAAUGUUCCCUUUAGUUGCAUGGCCUGAGGAGUUCCCAGGCAGGUUCUCCCUGCUGGAGCGUGGCCGGAGACACAGGCCGGCCAGCUGUGGUCGCUCCAGGCUGAGGCUCUGUCCUCAAUGCGGAGUUAGCUCUGCUCCAUUUACCCUGUGCCAGCCACCUCCGGGCAACGCACCAACACCCUCGCGUGCAGGGUGGGGGCGACACGUGCGUUAGCUCUGCCGAGAGGACAUGCCCUAAGCGCCUUUGCCCCUCCGACGGAAUCGAAUCCCCUUCCCCAAGCGAGCCAGGCUGCGGCUGGGUCUAGCCGGUGUCCCAGGGGAGUCGAGUUAGCAUGUGCAUGCAGCUCGCGUGCCUCCCAGGCAGGGCCGGCUCCAGGGUUUGGGCCGCCCCAAGCAGCCAAAAAAAAAAAAAAAAAAGCCGUGAUCUGCGGCGGCAAUUCGGCGGAAGGUCCUUCGCUCCAACUGGCAGUGUGGGAUCAUCCGCCGAAUAGCUGGACCUGCCGCCCCUCUCCGGAGCGGCCGCCCCAAGCACCUGCUUGCCAAGCUGGUGCUGGAGCCGGCCCUGCUCCCGGGAAGCGGCCAGCUGGACUAAAGCUCUCGGAGACGCUCCUGGGUUGGGCAAGAGCGUGGCAGAGCGUCCCGGCAGGUCGUCAUGCUUUCUUUGGGUCGGCUGUUAGCACAGCUGUGCCCCAUGGGGCUGCAUAGCCAGUGUUAGACCUUUGAUCUUUGGAGACGGUGUCUUUAACCAGCUGCUUGUCUGUAUUCAUUGUUUUUAACGUAUUUAUGAUGUUGCCCGAGGUGGUUUUAUGACGUCUCUGACUGUCGGGUGAGAACUGACUCAAGGCUGCUUGCAGCCAUGGUGCUCGGAGGAAAUAAACUGUCACUUCAAGGAAAAGCCUG